Messenger RNA from Arachis ipaensis, 1092 nucleotides. RefSeq names its product putative aspartic proteinase GIP2. Gene Ontology annotation, biological process: proteolysis. Lineage: Eukaryota; Viridiplantae; Streptophyta; Magnoliopsida; Fabales; Fabaceae. Gene Ontology annotation, molecular function: aspartic-type endopeptidase activity. The record is from RefSeq and is a predicted model, not a curated record.
AUGAACUUGGUCAUUGCUCUUGACCAAAAUGCCCUUUGGUACGACUGCGACUCUCACUACAACUCAUCAUCCUACACUCCGGUGAGCUGCGACGAUUCCACUUACUGUCCAGGACAAGCUUCAGGAUGCUUUAACUGCCAUGGCGCUCCACAUAAGCCAGGCUGCACCGACAACACCUGCGGUUACUAUGCUGCUAACCCUUUCGUUAACGCCACACCCUUUUUCUCCGGUGACUUGGGUAAGGAUCUUUUGUACUUGCCUCAGGUUAAGAUUCCACGGAGAUUCCUCUCCGGCUGCGUCGUAUCGGAUCUCCGCCCUAACAUGCUCCCACUCCUUGGGGGUCUUGUUAAAGGCAGCAAGGGGAUGUUAGGGUUUGGAAGAAACUCGAACCUUGCAUUGCCAAUUCAAAUCUCAUCAAUUUACAAUGUUAUUCCCAAGUUUGCGAUUUGUUUACCGUCUUCGGAGAAAUCCAUUGGAAAUGUCUUCAUUGGUGGAACACCCUAUGGUCUCAACUCUGUUCCUAACCGCGUUGCUUUUGCUAUCCCUGCUGAUCCUGAUUCUAACGAAUACUUCAUUAAUGUCAACUCCAUCAAAAUCGAUGGCCAAGUUGUCAAAGUUUCCGGCAAGGGUUUCAAUGGCACCACCAAAUUCAGUACCUUGAGCAAUUUCAGUGUGUUGCAUGGUUCCAUAUACAAGCCAUUUGUUAAAGAUUUCGUGACACAUGCAGAAGCAAUGAAGAUGAAGAGAGUUGAAGCAGUGAAGCCUUUUGGAGCGUGCUUUGAUGGAAAAAGCAUUGGAAGAAAGAAUGGGGUACCGGAUGUGCCAGGUGUCAGUCUGGUAUUGGAUGAGAAUCAAGGAGUGAAUUAUGAGAUAAAUGGACACAACUCAAUGGUUGAAGUGAAUAAGGAUGUGAUGUGUUUGGCAUUUGUGGAUGGUGGGAAAGAAACUAAGACUGGAAUAGUGAUUGGAGGGUAUCAAAUGGAGGAUAGGAUAUUGGAGUUUGAUCUCAGCACUUCAAUACUCAGAUUCAGUAACUCUCUCCUGCUUCAUUACAAUGCAAGUUGUUCAAAUCCAUCAUCUUUAAAUUUUUAA